Messenger RNA from Girardinichthys multiradiatus, 3825 nucleotides. It is a transcript of the gene ube2kb, whose product is annotated as ubiquitin-conjugating enzyme E2Kb (UBC1 homolog, yeast). Gene Ontology annotation, molecular function: ubiquitin conjugating enzyme activity; protein binding. Gene Ontology annotation, cellular component: nucleus. Bases 315 to 917 code for a protein of 200 amino acids. NCBI's taxonomy places the organism in Eukaryota, Metazoa, Chordata, Actinopteri, Cyprinodontiformes, Goodeidae. The record is from RefSeq and is a predicted model, not a curated record. Gene Ontology annotation, biological process: protein polyubiquitination; proteasome-mediated ubiquitin-dependent protein catabolic process. The transcript has 7 exons.
UGAAAAGAGCCCAUGGUGUCUGUGUGUCACUGAGGCUCAUUAAUGAAAGUUCCAGCUUGUGCUCCAUGCUGCAGCCGCUCUGUGUGAGCAUGUUCUGGACUCAAUGACUGACUCACGCUGACUCUGCGCUGGCUGGCAGGCAGGCGACGGCAACGCUGAGCUCUCUGAGCUGCAGUGAAAGUGCUAGCUGGUAGAAGUGAAAGGUGAAUGAUAAGUGUGAAUAGCAGAAGGCAGGCGACCCCCACACCGAUAACACCGGGAGAAGCCCCGGGUGCAGCUCUGAGGCAGCGGCGGCUGAGCAGACAGACGCAGCCAUGGCUAACAUCGCCGUCCAGAGGAUCAAGAGAGAGUUCAAGGAAGUUCUCAAAAGCGAGGAGACUAGUAAAAACCAGAUCAAAGUUGAUCUGGUAGAUGAGAACUUCACAGAGCUGAGAGGAGAAAUAGCAGGACCACCAGAUACACCAUAUGAAGGUGGCAGAUAUCAGCUUGAAAUAAAAAUCCCAGAAACCUACCCGUUUAACCCCCCAAAGGUGCGCUUCAUCACAAAGAUCUGGCAUCCUAACAUCAGCUCAGUGACAGGAGCAAUAUGUCUGGACAUUUUGAAGGACCAGUGGGCAGCUGCUAUGACCCUGCGGACAGUGCUGUUGUCUCUACAGGCUCUUCUAGCUGCAGCAGAACCAGAUGAUCCACAGGAUGCAGUAGUUGCAAACCAGUACAAGCAGAAUCCAGAGAUGUUCAAACAGACAGCAAGGCUGUGGUCACACGUCUACGCAGGCGCUCCGGUCUCCAGUCCCGACUACUCGCGAAAAAUAGACAAACUCUGUGCCAUGGGCUUCGAUAAGAAUGCAGUAAUAGCGGCCUUGUCUUCGAAAUCCUGGGAUGUGGAAACGGCGACCGAACUUCUCCUCAGCAACUGAGACCCAACCAGUUGUGAGGAUCCCAAGAAAAAAAACCGUCCUGUCAUCAGAGCGCCUCUGCUUCUCCAGGCAACAUGCUACCGUUGCCUUGUGCUAAGCGACACAACCCUGUCACAUUCAGCAUAGCAGUCUGAACCUUCUUUUAUUAAACGUUUGCUACAAACACCAGUAGCACCACAGUUGCCAAUAUGUUCACCAAACUGUUGCCUGUCCAUCAGUGUGCCCUCGUUUAUGAGCCCCAACAAACUCAGUCCCUCAUUUUGUUUUUGUAUUUUGCCCAAACGGCUGCCAGUGUCUGGAUUUCUGCUGGGUAAAACAUAAGGGGAGACACGCACGCCGUUCUCUCCCUGCCACAUGUUUAUUUCCCCAGUAGCGAGUUGGGACUGUGCAUCAUAUUCCCUCCUACAGACGUCCAGGGCCGUAAUAGCUGGAUUUAAACACACUUGACUUGGAUAGUGCUGAGCAUUGGUGGCGUGCUGGGCUUGUUCUAGAACCGUUUGAUCCUAAAUGUUCUGGUCCACUGCAGACGUUUUGGACGUUGCAUUUUGUACAUUCAUCAAUGAAAGGUCCUGCCCAUCCACACCCUCCACCAUUUGCAAACACGCACAGAGCCAAACAAGAGUUAGCUGUAAAUAAUGUGUGUAAAUUUAAAUCUAUAUUGGGGAUAUUCUUUUUUUUUUUUUCUUACAUGGACAGCAUUGUAAAUCUAGUUAUUUUAAAUAUGAACUAUGCCUACUAUACAGUGUGACUUUUUAUGCAUUUAUGAUCCACGAGAAGUCCCACAGAAUGUCCUUUUUGCCCUCUCUUGGUUUGCACGGGUCGUUCCCUCCAAAAUCCUGAUCCGUGCAAGUCUUGACAUGCCAGCUCCUCUGCUGUACCACAAUCAAACGUUUUCUAGUGUCUUUUAUCCUUGCAUGUUCUUUUGCCUUUAUUACAGUUGGCCAAAUUGUGUAGUGGGAGUGUGUUCAUUUAAACAUCCCCUUUAAAAACCACCAAGCAAAGCCAAUUUGGAGCUUUGUUUCUGCUCUAAGAACAUUUCCCAGUACAGGUGAGCAACCGUUAGGUGGUGUGAAGGUCAAGGUUGGUUUAGAUUUGCAAUGCUGCUGUGUUUGCCUAUCGCAAAGCAGUCGCUGGCAACCAGAUUAAAACAAAUGCUCCAAAGUUAGAUUUGAUGUAACUGUGCAAUGUAUUCCUGCACCCAUAUAAUACCACUCAACCUUACUUUCGACUAUAGGUACACUGCCUUGCAAAAAAAUAUCGGAAAUGUCAUUUGACAUUUAAAGCCACAAACUUUGUGUUUUCUGUAAAUACGUAAGACUAAUCAACAGAGUAGAGCAUGGCUUUGAAGUGGAAGAAAAAUGAUAUGUUGUUUUAAACAGACCAUUAAAAAUCAAAGUUUGGGGUUGUUGCGUGGUGUAGUGUGUGACCCAUAUGUAUGGAGGCUAUUAGUCCUCCCCGCAGCUGUCAAGGUUCGAUUCCUGACCUUGGGAUUGUUACCAUGAUAACAGUUGCAAAUCUUCAUGGGUAUUUCUCUUGCACAGGGCUGCUAAGUCCAGUCCUGGAGAGCUACUAUCCUGCAACUCCUGCAUGUAUCCCUGCUUCAACAUUGGAAGCAAAUGGCUGAAUCCCCUCAUCAGAAGCUCUGCAGAGGACCAGUAAUGCUCCGUUCAUUUGAUUAUGGUCUGCUGGAGACAGGAGGCAUCUGAAAGUUGCAGGAUAGUGGCUCUCAAGUACUGAACUUGGUCCCUUAGCAGUUUAGCAGAUCAGCUCAAGGUCAGAUUGGAUGGAGAUUGUCUGAACAUGAUUUUUACAGUCUUCCUAAAGAUCCUAAUUGGAUUUAGGUUUGGACUUUGACUAGGCCAAUGGAAGAUGACCAUUCCAUUGCAGCUAUAGCUGUAUAUUUAGGUAAGUCUUUUGCAGGAUCUUAACAGGUUUUCUUCCUGGACUGUCCUGCAUUUUAGAUCCCAUCCGUCUUCCCAUCAUGUCAAAACAACUACCCUGUCCCUGCUGAAGCAUCCCCACAACAUGAUGCUGCCACCCCCUUGUUUUACCGUGGAGAGGGUGUGUUCAGGGUGAUCUGCAGUGUUGCUUUUCCUCCAGUGUUUUGCACAGAUGCCAAAAAGCAGCUUCUUCCACAUACAGCAGCUGCUGUGUCCUGUGUGGCUUUUGGCAGGGUUCCUGGGACUGUACAGGGCCUUCUUCUGCCACCUUUCUGUAAUGGUCAGAUUCCUAGACAGGAGUUAAUAGUUGUCUUAUGAAUAGAUUGUUCCACCUGAGCUAUGGACUUCUAUAGCUCCUCCAGAGUGGUCCUCCAGGCUGCUUUUUGAUGGGGGGACUGUGGGCAUGGUUGAACAGAAGCAUAUGAUAUAAAGAUUUUUGUCUACACAAGUAUUGUUUCCCUUCCAUUUUACGAGUGAUUGCAUUAAAGGUUGUAGUUGAAAUGUCAAAAUCUGAAAAAGGGAUAUGAACGUUUGCAGAGCAUCGUAUUAAUAUUCGAGUUAUUGUGUAAAACUCUCUGCUGCUGAUGGUGAGACAUGUUCAGAGGCAGGUAGAAGGUAGUCUGCUUCAUCUGUAAAUAGCUGGGCUCCCCCCCCCCCCCGUUAGGAGCCAUGAUGUAGUCACUUAAGUGCACCAGAGUCUGCUGGAUUUAGAUUUUGUAAGAAAGGGGCAGAGACGAGAGGCCUCCUCCACUCCGUCUUGCUCCUGUUCUCACUAUGUACAAAGCUGCAAGAUGACAAAGUGAUAAAAGGAAAUAAGAUGGGGCUGUUGCAUCUCAGUUUCUCCAUUUAAAUAGACUUAUUUUAUUUUUUUAAAUCGGAAGCAAGCAUCAGCAGUAUAAAAAGCAUGGUUAUUUAUUGUGACAGUGUCAUGUUUUCUUUGAUUAAAAAAGUGGGGAAGAAAAAGAAAA